Acyrthosiphon pisum (pea aphid) is the source of this 1761-nucleotide messenger RNA. RefSeq names its product leucine-rich repeat extensin-like protein 5. The record is from RefSeq and is a predicted model, not a curated record. The transcript has 2 exons. Lineage: Eukaryota; Metazoa; Arthropoda; Insecta; Hemiptera; Aphididae. The coding region runs from base 66 to 1151 and encodes 361 amino acids.
CAGAUCAGUUAGUGCGUAGCUGAACUCCGUUGUACUUAUACUUGUUACCUAUAUUGUACCUACGAAUGAUGGCAGAUUGGACAUAUUUUUUAGCAAUACUGGUGUCGUUGCAGGUCAUGCAGGAUGGCGUCCACUCGUGUACACUGCGAAGUCACAAGGUUCCGGGCCCGCAGUCGCCGUGUUCCAAUCCGGGUGCCGCCGCUCCGACUCCAGCGAUUCCGCGCCACACACCGUCCUCGUGUGCACCACCCACACUCGGACUGCAAUACCCCGACGCGUUAAAUAAAAUUCCAAGUAUUUCACCCAUUUCGUUUACGUCUUCGCUAUCAAAUCCAAUUCCUGCUGACACUGCACUUCUGCCGGUCCCGGUACCGCGUUAUUCAGUGCCUGUUUCGACGAACAUUUCCGGUAACGACCGAAUUCUUAUUGAUCUCUUGCUCGAAUAUUUCGCUACUCAGGAACUGCCGCACCGGUUACCGUUACCGUCGUUGAGCUCUUCGUCUCGUGGUUUCACACCUGCGAGUCUGCCUGCACUAUUAACGCCUACUCCUUAUCCUGCAACGCCUAACCUGCAGAUUGGUCCGGCUGAACUACAGCAGUUCCUUUCACUUUUAUCGUCUGUUUCAGGACCCGGCUCCGAUUUGUUAAAUCCCGCAGUCCCCUCAAAUCGUUUACUCCCGUCUUUGUCGCCCGCUCCGCCGGCACAUAUCACUACUCCACCCCCCGCCAUCGCCAUCGUACCUGAAAGCGCUAUGCUCGAAGCAGCGGCGGCAACAGAAGCGGCGGAUACAGAAGCAGCGGCAACAGAAUCAACAGCAACAGCGCUCGUCGACGAGCCGAAAUCGACGACUGUACCGGAAACUGCACCGGCCACGCUGCCAAACUCAUUUCCGGCGUCGGACCCCACGGAUAGCGUACCCGCUGCCGUCCAGACAUCGGAUCCCGGGUUGGCCAACGUCCCUGUUUCGACUCCUAUCAACGUAUCCAACUCUACUUUCAAUACACCGGAAGCUUCCGGUUCUGAGUUAGGAGCGAUUACGUCGACGGUAUCGAACACCGUACCGGCUGCAGAUUCCACUUCCGCAUUAACUUCCGACGCCGUAUCGUCAACGUCAUCUCCGUCCGACAUUACAACGCCAAGCAUAGUAUAAAUGCCUUCAGUCGACGACAGUUACCGUGUUUUUCGUCUAUGGCCCAUACAAACCUAUGGUACUGUUUCGAUUCUCGUAUGUAUGUAUAUAUAUAUAUAUAUAUAUAUAUAUACACAUUUUAUAUAUUAUAUUAUAGUUUAGUACAAAUAUUAUGUAUAGUUGUCUUACCAAAUAAUAAUUAUCAAACAAAAUAUUACUUAGGUAUUCAAUAAAUUAAUGAUUUAUGCGUUAUACAUAAUAUUAUGAUAAAGUAGGGUCAUAGUGAUAAGCAUAUUAUUACCUUCUAAAUAUAUUUAUUUUUUAAAUAUUAAGUCACAUAGAAGUUAUAUAGUUUAUUUUAAAGUAGGAUUGAUUUUAUCAUGAGUAUAACUUACUCAUCCAGAGUACCAAAUUUGUUACAAAAUUUGUAUAUAUUAUAAUGAAUUAAUAGAUAAUCAAACAAAUAUUUUAAUUGUUUUUUUAUGUUAUCAAUUUGAGAACUUUAAUUAUUAAUGUAUACAUAAUAUUAUAAAGUUAAUAGUUAUAAUACAUAAUAUUAUGUAUUAUAAUAUUAUUAAAUAUUAUUGUGUUGAAAUAUUUUAUGAAAUAAAAUAAACUAAUUAUUGAUAGA